Messenger RNA from Asparagus officinalis (garden asparagus), 2118 nucleotides. RefSeq lists its product as uncharacterized. The transcript has 3 exons. The coding region runs from base 1 to 2118 and encodes 705 amino acids. The record is from RefSeq and is a predicted model, not a curated record. Lineage: Eukaryota; Viridiplantae; Streptophyta; Magnoliopsida; Asparagales; Asparagaceae.
AUGUGUCACAUUAACUCCUCCCACAGAGGAGGAGGAAGGAAUGGAAGCAGCAAUGGAAGGAGUUAUACUCUAACUCACCCAAAUUUAUGGAGAACUAUCUCCAAGAAGGGAAAUAUAUGUGUCCCUUCAUCAUCAUCUUCUAAAGGGAUAGAAGAUUUAAUGGCAAAAGAGAAUAUGCCUGAACCAUUCUCUACUGUAGUCAAGAGAGAUGUAGAAUGGCACCCUUGUAUGUCCAGAUCCUUACGACUUGGAGAACCAAUCGAGUGUGAUCCUGAGAUUGAAAGGACCUUGCGUCAUAUUAGGAAGAAGGCACGAGAAACAAAGGACAAUUUGAAAAGUAAAAACACCAUGGGAGACCAAGAAAACCAAUGCAAUCAAGACCGAUCCUUGAAGGAGUUUGCAUCACCAACCACCCAUAGCUCCCAAUCUAGCAUCUUGAAGCCUAAUGUUGCUGCCAACAAUUUUGAACUCAAGCCUUCACUCCUCUCCAUGGUUCAGCAAAACCAAUUUGGAGGCACUCCAAUCGAAGACCCAAACCUCCACAUCUCAAUCUUUUUGGAGUAUUGUGACACCUUGAAGAUGAAUGGAGUGUCGGAUGAUACAAUCAAGCUAAGGUUGUUUCCCUUCUCACUAAGAGACAAGGCAAGGGCUUGGCUGCAAUCACUUUCACCGGGCUCCAUCACUACAUGGGACCAACUCUUAGAAGCGUUCCUUGCUAAGUACUUCCCUCCGAGCAAAAUAGCCCAAUUGAGAAAUCAGAUAACAACCUUCACUCAAAAAGAAGGGGAGUCAUUGUAUGAUGCAUGGGAGAGGUACAAGGAUCUUCUAAGGAUGUGUCCACAUCACAAGUUAGAGGAUUGGCUCAUAAUUCACACUUUCUACAACGGUCUUCUCUACAACACAAGGAUGACCGUGGAUGCUGCAGCGGGUGGUGCAUUGAUGAACAAAAGUGUACGAGAUGCAAAACAACUCAUAGAGGAUAUGGCGCAGAACCAUUUCCAAUGGUCAGGUGAGCGCUCUUUACCCAAAAAGAGCGGGAGGUAUGAUGUAGAUGCAUUAGACCACAUUGCUUCUAGAGUAGAUGCUUUAUUUCAAAAAUUUGACAAGAUGAGCAUGAAUUCAGUAGCAUCUAACUCUACUAACUGUGAAAUAUGUGGUAUCAUUGGACAUUCUGCUGUGGAAUGUCAGAUUGGAAACUCCCCUUCCCCUGAUGCACCAUUAUCUGAACAUGUUAAUUAUAUGAAUAAUUUUAAUCAGAAAGGGGACCCUUUUUCCAAUACAUACAACCCGGGGUGGAGAAAUCAUCCUAAUUUAUCCUAUAAAAAUCCACCCCUGAACCCGAUUCCUCACUCAAAUUUUCGACCUCCAGGUUUUCAAACCCCUAGACUCCCUUACCCUAGUCCCCAAAAGUCCAACUUAGAAAGCUUGAUGGAAAAUUUCGUGACAUCCCAGAAUAAGCAAAAUGAAGAAUUUAGAAGGAGUGAUCAUAGGGAUGUGAUUGAUGAGAGUGAGAAGUUGGUGACAAGUGAGAAAGAGCAUAUUGGUGAGAAAGGGGAGAAUGUUGAGAGAUAUGUAGCACCUGCACCUUAUAAGCCUCCACUACCCUUCCCUCAAAGGCAAGUUAAAGCUAAGUUGGAAAAACAGUUUGGGAAAUUCAUAGAAAUCCUUAAAAAAUUGCAUAUUAACAUCCCAUUUGUUGAAGCCAUUUCCCAAAUGCCAUCCUAUGCCAAAUUCUUAAAGGAGAUUCUAUCAAAUAAGAGGCGAUUAGAGGAAUAUGAGACUGUAGCCUUGACCCAAGAGUGUAGUGACAUCAUACAAAAUAAGCUACCACCUAAGCUUAAAGAUCCUGGCUCAUUUUCAAUCCCUUGCACAAAUGGUGAUAUGUCAAUUAAUUGUGCUCUAUGUGAUCUCGGUGCUAGUGUCAGUCUUAUGCCAUUGUCUAUAUGUAACAAGUUACAGAUGGGAGACUUGAAGCCUACUACUAUCUCCCUCCAAUUAGCGGAUCGAUCGGUUAAACGUUCGGUAGGUAUAUUAGAGGAUGUACCCAUCCAGGUUGGAUUCUCAAAUCCCCAUUAUAUUGGGAAGACCUUUCCUUGCUACCGCUGGAGCGAUAAUUGA